ACAUCGGGAACUUGUAAAAAAGAGAAGGAUAUAAGUAAAGAGAGUCAGCCGAAGCUAGAACACUCCAACCUCGGUGCGGAGUGUUGUAAGCUUUGUGGCAAGAGCGUAGCGAACAUAAAAAAGCACAUGAAAUCGCAUUUCCCCGAUAAGUAUCAGUGCCAAAUCUGCAUGAUAUCUGAGUGCGCGCCGCUCACGUACAUUGAGAAAGUUAAUCUGUCGGACUUUUUCGAAAAGCUGCCGUACACGUACACUAGCAAAUGCAAACUAUGCGGUCGGGUCGUGUCGAAUCUAAAGAAUCAUUACUUGACGCACAAUCCAGGGAAUUACGUGUGCCCGCUCUGCGGCUGUCGUAGGACCCGGUUGGAUAACUUGAAGGUUCACAUUAAACAGAAACACCCCGAUGUACAGAUACUGCAGAUGUCCAGUGGCACCAACGGUAGAAUCGCGGUCGAUUAUACGGAUAUGAGUUUUCUAACGAUGGAAGUGUCGAUACAUGUCCCAUUGGUGACGACCAUUUGUGUAUUUCUGUACGACGAAGAUUUCUGCAAACGAGAUACAAUAUCUGUCGAAAUC
This is a messenger RNA of Heterotrigona itama, 573 nucleotides long. The record is from the annotation of a GenBank genome assembly. Lineage: Eukaryota; Metazoa; Arthropoda; Insecta; Hymenoptera; Apidae.